Messenger RNA from Medicago truncatula (barrel medic), 2178 nucleotides. RefSeq lists its product as uncharacterized. The transcript has 3 exons. The record is from RefSeq and is a predicted model, not a curated record. The coding region runs from base 191 to 1447 and encodes 418 amino acids. NCBI's taxonomy places the organism in Eukaryota, Viridiplantae, Streptophyta, Magnoliopsida, Fabales, Fabaceae.
UCUCAUUCUUCUUGAUUCAAAUUCAACUGCAACUGUUCCAUAAAUAAUAAAUAGAUAGAUCGGUGGUGUGUUGCGUCUAAAAUCCAAAAGUAGACGACCACCGUAACGCAGCACCCACCUGAUCCCGAUCCCAACCUCAAUAAACCAAACCAUUCGAAGGUCGCUUUUUUGUUUAAAAACAAAACAAAAAAUGUCAUCAUGGUUUGCUCGUUCCCUUGCAAACUCUCUCCGACUCGAUGAUGAUGAUGAUGGUGACAUUCAAAACGACAUCGUAACCGAAUCUCCAACCACCUCACCUAGAAAUAAUGAUUACCAACAACAACAAGAUAAUAAUGCAAUUGAAUCAGAAGAAGAAAAUGAUGAAACAUUGCAAGGUCGUGGUGUUAAAGAAGACCUCGACGAAAUCAAACAAACCCUAACUCGUCAAUUUUGGGGUAUGGCUUCUUUUCUCGCUCCUCCUCCUUCUUCAACUAUUUCUCAAGAUGAACAUGAACAACAACGGCAAGUUGAUGACGAUAUAAUUUCGAAUCAAAAUUCGGAAAUGGAACAAGGUGUGUUCCGUCGGGAUGAUCCUGAACCGAAUUCGAAUACAUUCGGAUCCGAUUCAGAAGGAGAACAUGAAAGGGAAUUUGAUAUACAGUGUGCGGUUGGAAUUACGGAGGAGGUUUUGACUUUUGCAAUGAAUAUUGCUAUGCAUCCUGAAACUUGGUUGGAUUUUCCAAUUGAUGAGGAAGAUGAUAACGACGAUUUUGAAAUGUCUGAGGACCAACGAGAUCAUGCUAUGGUCGUUGAGAGGCUUGCUCCCAGAUUAGCUGCGCUAAGAAUUGAAUUGUGCCCUUGUCAUAUGAGUGAAAGUUACUUUUGGAAAGUCUAUUUUGUACUUUUGCAUUCAAGGCUUAAUAAACAAGAUUCUGAGGUUUUGUCUACACCCCAGGUCAUGGUAGCCAGAUCAAUGUGGAUGCAGGAAUUGCAGAAACAAACAAAGCCUGAAUUUGAAAUUUUCGGAAGAAGUGAUCUCUACUCAAGAGACAAUGCUCAGCAUCAUGAUUCUACUCCCAGCUUAUCCGAUGACACCUAUUCUGAUGACAUGCCUCAUCGGACAUACGGAUAUAGAACAACCUCUUUGUCUAUGAUGGCAGAUAAUGAGUCUGAAAAGUACACAAUUGAAAGUUCUGGAUCACAUUUAUCGGAUAAGUCGGUUAUUGAGGAAAAUCCAAGUAAUAAAACUGAAAACAAAGAUCUAAAAAGUGGUCGAGCUUCUCAAAUUAUGAUUCAGGACUAUGAUGAUGACGAUGAUGAUUGGCCAGACGAUGAUUCUGAUUUAGGGGGAUAUAGUGGAACACCACUCCCUAUUGUGAAUGAAGAAGAUAUAUCUUUCAGCGAUCUCGAGGAUGAUGAUUAUGGCAUUAAACAUGUUAGUAGCAAUUCAGAUUCAAAGGUGGUGUGAACUUCAGAUGACACGACUGAGGUGAUUGUAGGGGCACUGGAACCUCACACGGAACAAGAAAUCAAAAAGAGAAUUGCCAGAUGUUUGGUAAAAACAUGGAUACUGGUGUGUGAAAUCUAUCUUUUUUGUCCACAUAAUGGUGAGCGAAGUUACAGAAAUGCUGUGAUGAUAUUUGAGGCUGUUAAAGAACUUGUUAAUGCCUUUUUCCCUACAAUUUUUUGCCGCAAGGCUAGGUGGGUUUGAAGGUGAAUCUUGUAUUUCAAAACAACUCAAAUGGAAAAGAAAAAGCAGAGCCAAGAAAAGCAAUCUGAUGUUUGAUACGUGUUUUUUAGAUAUCGAAAACAGGGUUGUGGGUUGAAAUAUGAGCAUCAAUUUCAGGGACAACUUUUGUUUUAAGACACAUCAUAUAGGUGCAAGAAUGUAUAUAAAAUGCCUUGUUUGUCGUCAAAUAUCAAAUAUAGAUUUGAUUUUUUUCAUUGAUUUAUGGUGGAUGUAAUAGGGUUCGGGUUUCUACCCCGGUGUUGUUCUCCUGAAUCCUAAUUGCCUUGGUGUGUCAACUGUGUUUGAAAACCAUAGUGAUUAUUUCAAUAACUUGAUUGAUGAUCAACUGGAAUGUGUUUUUCAUCUUAGAAUAUACCUCUUCAGGAUUCUUGGCGUAAAAUUUUCAUGUUGAACUCGGGAGAACCCAAAGGUUAUUUUUUCUGAAAUGAUAAAUAUUAGUGUUUGUAGUA